CUCCCCUCUCCUUCCUCUCACACGCAGGCCUCAAUGCUGCACUCACCAGAGGAGUUCUCGGUCAACCAGGGUAGAGAAUAGAGGGGUGAGACAUAGGCAGGUCUUUUUUUUUAGAGUUCCAACAGGCCCUAACAAGGCUUCUUACCUUAUUCUCAAAGGUACCUGCAGACAGAGUUGGCUAAUGAGAGGGCAAGCAUGAGGACAACCUACCCUUUCUCAUCACCCGCCCUGUCCUCAGGACCGAGGCAGAUUUGGUAAACCAGAGACUUGGUGUUUUUCCACCCGAAAGCCUCAAUUUGGUCUUCUUGUUUUUAUCAUUUGGAGUGAUCACCUUUCGUCACUCUGUUUUGGAAUACACUGAUUUCUUAGAAGAAAGGGUUUGUGUAAAGCUUUCCUCCUGGAUUACUUGUGGAGAUUAGUGAUGGGGAAUGCGGCUGCAGGGGGCCUGGAGCAAGAACCGGCUGAGGGCCGAGAGGCCAGGAACUCAGUCGGGGCAGCUCCAGCGAUGAGUGACCCCACACCAACCUUGCAGAAGAAGCAGCCGGCUACCCCCAAACUUCCCAUGCCCCCAGAGGAUGAGCUGGAGGAGCGCUUCAAUGUGGUGCUGAGCUACAUGAACUUGCCUCCGGAUAAACUGAAGCUGUUGAGUCAAUAUGACAAUGACAAGAAAUGGGAAUUAGUCUGUGAUCAGGAGCGUUUCCAGGUGAAGAGCCCCCCAUCCGCUUACCUGACCAAGAUCAAGAGCUUCUACCAGGAUCAAGGAGGGGUGACUCGUAGGUUAAAGAAAAGGAUCCAAGAUGCCACUCAGGUUCUCAAAGAUUUGGAGAUAUCCCUUCGCACCAAUCACAUUGGAUGGGCCGAGGAGUUUCUCAAUGAGCAGAAUAAAGGUUUGGAUGUUCUGGUAGAAUAUCUGUCUCAUGCACAAAGCGACCCCUCGUUUGAUAUGGAGACUGUGGAAAACGGCACGCUGUCAGACAGAAAAAAGUCAGCAGAAAGGUCAAUGGAAGAUUUGACCAAGAGCCCCAGCAGCACUCAGUCACAUGGGAUGACCAGAGCUGCACGUGCACUGACUGUAAGAAUAAGCUCCACUCUCGGGAACAAGAUGCACAAGAAGUCUCAUUCAUCCACCCAGAGAGAUGACGUACAUGUGUGCAUAAUGUGUCUGCGAGCCAUCAUGAACUACCAGUCUGGUUUUAACCUGGUGAUGACUCACCCACGCUGCGUGAACGAAAUCGCUCUCAGCCUCAACAGCAGGAAUCCCAGGACCAAAGCUCUCGUUCUGGAGCUGCUGGCUGCCGUGUGUCUCGUCAGAGGAGGACAUGACAUCAUUCUCUCUGCUUUUGACAAUUUCAAAGAGGUGAGCAGAGAACGGAACCGCUUUGAGAAGCUGAUGGAGUACUUCAUCCACGAUGACAACAACAUUGACUUCAUGGUUGCAUGCAUGCAGUUCAUCAACAUUGUGGUCCACUCAGUGGAGAACAUGAACUUCCGUGUCCAUCUACAGUAUGAGUACACUCACCUUGGAUUAGACAAGUAUCUAGAGCGUCUGAAGGUAACAGAGAGCGAGAAGCUGCAGGUCCAGAUCCAGGCCUACCUGGACAACGUGUUGGAUGUAGGAGCUCUGCUGGAGGAUGCUGAGAACCGAGGAGGGGUGCUGGAGCACGUGGACGAACUACAGGAACACAACAUACAGCUGAAUGCUCGACUUCAGGACAUCGAGAACCAGGCAGCAGAGAGAAUAACUGAUCUUGAGACUCAGCUCAUGCAGGCCACCAAGGAUACGGAGCUACUCAAAGAAAGCCUGAGAGAGUCAUGUUCUCAAGUCAGCACUUUGCAGCAGAGAGAAAGAGAGCGUGAGCUGGACAGGGAGAGGGAGAAGGACAGGGAGCGUCUCAGUACCUCCAUCUCUCAGACGCCCUCAGAGCUGGAGCAGAAGAUCCAGGAGCUGCAGGACAAAGGGUUGAUCCAGGUGGGACGCAACGCCUCUGGAGGUCUGGACAUCCAGGUGUUGCCCGUCACGGUGGUUGAAUACGUCCAAAGCCCAGCUGCAGCCGCCCAACCUGGAGGCUCUGCUGAUUCUCCUCCCUCAGCAUCUGUCCCUCCUGGCUCCACUCCUGUGCCACCUCCUCCACCUCCCCCACCUCCCCCUCCUGGUGGUGCAGGGCAGACUGCCUCUCCUCCUCCACCGCCUCCUCCUCCACCACCACCUCCACCAGGAGGUUGUGUGCCUCCACCUCCUCCCCCCUUGCAUGUUGCUGUUCCCCCACCUCCUCCUCCUCCUCCUCCUCCUCCUCCCGGUGCUGGACCCCCACCUCCCCCUCCACCACCUGGUGCUGGUCCUCCACCCCCGCCUCCGCCUCCUGGUGGUGGACCACCACCUCCUCCUGGAGCACCAAACGCUCAACCUGGAUUCAAGACCAAGAAGCCUAUUCAGACCAAGUUCAGGAUGCCGUUGUUAAACUGGCAGGCUUUAAAACCAAACCAGGUGACAGGCACGGUCUUCAACGAGCUAGAUGAUGACCAGGUCUUAGGGGAGUUGAACAUGGAGAUGUUUGAGGAGCAGUUCAAGACUAGAGCCCAGGGUAAUCCAACAGACCUGUCCAAGGUGAAGAAAAAGAUGGUCCAGAAGGCUCCCAGCAAGACCUCCUUGAUUGAGCCCAACAAAGCCAAGAAUCUUGCAAUCACUCUGCGCAAGGGGGGAAUGAACCCAUCUAAAAUCUGCACCGCCAUAGAGACGUACGAUCAGCAGUCUUUGUCUUUAGACUUCCUGGAAUUGCUUGAACCCUUCAUCCCAUCAGACUUUGAGAUGAAGCUUCUUAAGAACUAUGAGAAAGAAGGCCGACCACUCGAGGAGCUGGCUGUUGAAGACCAAUUUGUUUUACACUUCGGGAAGAUCCCUCGUCUGAACCAACGAAUAAACACUCUCACUUUCAUGGGCAACUUCCCAGAAACCGUGAAACGCCUGCAGCCGCAACUGAACUCCAUCAUUGCUGCAUCCAUGUCCAUCAAGUCCUCAGCCAAACUGAAAAAGAUCUUAGAAAUUGUUCUUGCCUUCGGUAACUAUAUGAACAGCAGUAAGAGAGGAGCAGCAUACGGGUUCCGGCUGCAGAGUUUGGACCUUCUGUUGGAAACCAAAUCCACUGAUCGCACACAGACGCUACUUCACUUCAUCACCAAUAUUAUCCUGGAAAAAUACUCUGACCUGGCCAACUUCCACACUGAGCUACACUUUGUGGACAAGGCAGCCAUUGUGUCCUUGGACAGCAUUCUGCAAGAUAUCCGCUCCUUAGAACGGGGAAUGGAGAUGACCAAGAAGGAGUUCCUGGUGCAGGAUGACAGCCCUGUAUUGAAGGAAUUCAUUAAAACAAACAGUGAGCAGUUGGAAUCUCUGGCCAAGGACAGCAAGACAGCACAGGAGGCUUACGGCUCUGUGGUGGAGUAUUUUGGAGAGAACCCCAAAACCACGCAGCCUUCCAUGUUUUUCCCCAUGUUUGGACGCUUCAUAAAGGCCUAUAAGACAGCACAACAAGAGAUUGAGCAGAAAAAGAAAAUGGAGCUUGAGAGUCGUGAGGCCAAGGAGCCACCAUCACCAAACAGAGCCGGAUCACAAAAGGGUCCUAUGAUGCCUAAGAUGCCCCAGAUGGAUCUGAUAGCAGAGCUGAAGAAGAGGCAGGUGAAACCGCCAGUACGCGAGGGGAAGGACGGCGCUCUGGAGGACAUCAUCACAGAUUUGAGGAACACACCAUACAGGCGAACAGAUGGUCGUCGGCCUGCACAGCGCCAGGACACUUAAGCCACUUCUGGUUCAAGAUUUAGUUUUUUCCCAAACGUAACUGGAAUCACACUCACACAUACAGGCAAAAAGAACAGGCUUUAAAAAUGUGCUGUACAUACAAUUUAGCAAAAUAUAUAAUUAGCCAUAUGGCAGUGUGUAUUAACAAUAUUUUAGUGUGUUUGCUCUGUAAAUAGAAUUAAGUUGGAAGUAUUUUUUAAAUAAUGAACAGUUCCUGAAUUUGAUUCCAAAUAUUACCUAAAAGCUAUUUUUCUGUGGUGCCCCAUUGCUUUGUAUGCUCUAAUUUGUACUGCUGCCACUAAUUAAGGAAUUUAAAAAAACAUCAUGACUAUAUUUUAAAAAUAAACCAAGUUUUUAACCAUUA
Molecule: messenger RNA, 4157 nt
Organism: Amphiprion ocellaris (clown anemonefish)
Lineage: Eukaryota; Metazoa; Chordata; Actinopteri; Pomacentridae
Gene: fmnl1a
Product: formin-like 1a
Exons: 25
Coding region: 422-3793 (1123 amino acids)
Biological process (GO): regulation of cell shape; cortical actin cytoskeleton organization; cell migration
Cellular component (GO): cytosol
Molecular function (GO): small GTPase binding; actin filament binding
Source: RefSeq, a predicted model, not a curated record